This is a messenger RNA of Dermochelys coriacea (leatherback sea turtle), 1882 nucleotides long. It is a transcript of the gene PRPH, whose product is annotated as peripherin. NCBI's taxonomy places the organism in Eukaryota, Metazoa, Chordata, Testudines, Dermochelyidae. The record is from RefSeq and is a predicted model, not a curated record. Bases 75 to 1436 code for a protein of 453 amino acids. Gene Ontology annotation, cellular component: plasma membrane; type III intermediate filament; axon. The transcript has 9 exons.
CGGCGGCUCUUUCCAUCGCCAGCCGCGGGCCGGGCCGGGAUCGGGAUCGGGAUCGGGGCCGCCGCGCAGCAGCCAUGAGCGCCCGGGCCACCUCGUACCGCCGCGUCUUCGGGCCGCCGCCGCUGCUCUCGCCCGGCUCGGGCUCGGGCUCCUCCGCCUCGUCCCGCCUGGCCGCCGCGCGCCUGCUGGGCUCGCCGGGCCCUGCGCGCUCCGCGCAGUGGGCGCGCGGCUCGUUGCGCGCCGCGCAGCCGGCCCGCCUGGCCCCGGGCGCCGCGCGGCUGGACUGGGCGCUGGCCGAGGCGCUGAACCGCGAGUUCCUGGCCACGCGCGGCAGCGAGAAGGCGGCGCUGCAGGAGCUCAACGACCGCUUCGCCGGCUUCAUCGAGAGGGUGCGCGCCCUGGAGGCGCACAACGCGGCGCUGCGCGCCCAGCUGGGCCAGGCGCAGGCCCGCGAGCCCGCGCGCGCCGCCGACCUGUGCCAGGGCGAGCUGCGCGACCUGCGGCGCCAGCUGGAGCAGCUGGGCCAGGAGCGGGACCGCGCGCAGGUGGAGCGGGACAACCUGGCCGAGGACCUGGCCGCGCUCAAGCAGAGGCUGGAGGAGGAGAUACACAGGCGUGAGGAUGCAGAGAACAACCUGGUGCUGUUCCGGAAGGAUGUGGACGACGCCACCCUCUCCCGCCUGGAGCUGGAACGCAAGAUCGAGUCGCUGAUGGAUGAGAUAGAGUUCCUGAAGAAGUUGCACGAGGAGGAGCUGCGUGACAUGCAGGUGAGCAUUCACAGUCAGCAGGUGCAGGUGGAGAUGGAGCCGGUCAAGCCAGACCUGACGGCCGCGCUGCGCGACAUCCGCACCCAGUACGAGAGCAUCGCGGUGAAGAACCUGCAGGAGGCUGAGGAGUGGUACAAGUCCAAGUUUGCUGACCUGUCGGACGCAGCCAACCGGAACCACGAGGCGCUGCGCCAGGCCAAGCAUGAGAUGAACGAGUCCCGGAGGCAGAUCCAGAGCCUGACCUGCGAGGUGGAUGGGCUGAAGGGAACCAACGAGGCACUGCUGCGCCAGAUGCAGCAGCUGGAGGACCAGUACGGGGCGGAGGUCGGCAGUUACCAGGACACGGUGGGGCGGCUGGAGCAGGAGAUCCAGCACCUGAAGGAGGAGAUGGCGCGGCACCUGCGCGAGUACCAGGACCUGCUCAAUGUCAAGAUGGCGCUGGACAUUGAGAUCGCCACCUACCGCAAGCUGCUGGAGGGCGAGGAGAACAGGAUCACGAUCCCCAUCCACUCGCUGGCCUCCCUCAGCAUGAAAACUUCAGUGCCUGAGCCGGAGCAGACCAUGGAGAGCCACACCAGGAAAAUGGUUCUGAUCAAAACCAUUGAGACCCAGAAUGGAGAGGUGGUGACUGAGUCGAGGAAGGAGCAGAGAAGCGAGCUGGACAAAUGAUCCCGGCACCAGGCCUCUGCCCUGGACCGAGGCGAUGGCGUGGAACUGACAUGCAGAAGCCACUGCGAGACCCCUGCUGCAGCCCCCCACCUGCUCCCAGCCACACUGGCCUUAUUACUACUGAUACCUCUGACAGCCCUGCUGCACUGCCCCCAUCCUCCCUGCCCUCGUAGUGCACCCGGAGGGGUGAGCACAGCAAUACCCCCUCAAAGCCCAUGGGCAGGGGCUCUCGCAGGGAAAGGAGUGAGGGGGUCCUGCCUCCUGCUCCCCCACACCUUUGCCCCUCUCACCACAUGCUGUUUCCUCUGUCCCACCCCUGUACUGGCCCUUGGAUCUGACCUGGCUGCUUUUCUGCUCCAGCUCUGCCUUGGGGAGGCAACUGACCUUCCCAGACUAGAUCUUCUGAGCUGGUAGAGCAGGAUUAGGGUGACCCACCAGCAAGUGUA